AUGUCGCAACACCGUCCCGUUCCCGUCGCCCCCCGUCCCGUUCCCGUCGCCCCCUGUCCCUUCCCUGUCGCCCUCCGCAUCGUCGCCUCCCGUCCCCUCACCGUCGCGUCCUUGUCGCCCUCCGUGUCGUCGCCUCCCGUCCCCCCCUUUCCGUCACAUUCCCGUCCCGUCGCAUCCCCCGUCGCCUCCCGUCCCCUCACCGUCGCCGUCAGAAUCCGCCCCACCCGCUGCCACGCCUGUCUAGCCGCCCUACCGCCAGUCCCGUCGCGUCCCCCUGAAACCGCCGCCUGA
This is a messenger RNA of Closterium sp. NIES-65, 291 nucleotides long. NCBI's taxonomy places the organism in Eukaryota, Viridiplantae, Streptophyta, Zygnematophyceae, Desmidiales, Closteriaceae. The record is from the annotation of a GenBank genome assembly.